Bradysia coprophila is the source of this 1698-nucleotide messenger RNA. Its product is annotated as excitatory amino acid transporter-like. NCBI's taxonomy places the organism in Eukaryota, Metazoa, Arthropoda, Insecta, Diptera, Sciaridae. Gene Ontology annotation, cellular component: plasma membrane. The record is from RefSeq and is a predicted model, not a curated record. Gene Ontology annotation, biological process: L-glutamate transmembrane transport. Gene Ontology annotation, molecular function: L-glutamate transmembrane transporter activity; glutamate:sodium symporter activity; neutral L-amino acid transmembrane transporter activity.
CAACGAAACGGAUCUAGCUACAGACACACCCUGUGCCUAAUAGAAUCGAACAAUUUAACAAUUGAAUAAAUUGUUAUUAACAAGAUGAGACACUGUACAUAGUGUCUAAAUUUCGCUACGCAAAGAAGUUUGAUUUCGUUUACGGUUCAGCAUUCACGGACACACAAUUUUGUUCAUCAUGGAACCGGAUACAGUUAACUCUAAUAAGAGUGUUAAUGAAGACGCACGACCAAUUAAAAGUUCCAAAUUGAAUGCUCUAAUUAAGAAAAGUUUGUUGCUUAUAUCAACGCUGGCUGGAGUAGCGGUUGGUGUGUUUGUGGGUAUCUCAUUGCGUCCAUUCCAUUUAUCCAGUGACUCCAUCAUGCUGAUCACAUAUCCUGGCGAAUUGUUUUUGCGACUAUUGAAAUUAGUAACUCUACCAAUGCUGAUCGCCAGUUUAAUAACGGUUUCAGCCAGUCUGAAUGCUCGUAUGAAUGGCAAACUUGUGUCGCGCACGAUAUUGUAUUUCGCGUCAACGUCAAUGCUAUCAGCAUUUUCUGGCAUUUGUUUUGCUAUGUUGAUCAAACCGGGCAGUGUUAGUAUCACAAAAGUGGUCACUCAAGACCGUAUUCAAAAGACGAGCUUCUUGGACAGCAUUCUAGAUCUUGGAAGAAAUUUAUUUCCCGACAAUUUGUUUCAAGCAACAUUCCAACAAACUGUGACGACCUACGUUCCGUCUAAGAACAAUGAUUCAAUCGAUCCGGCCUUAGUUCGUGAAAUAACCCAACGAAAUGGCGUGAACAGCAUGGGCAUUGUAGUCUUCUGUUUAGCAUUCGGAACGUUACUGAGUACCAUGGGCGAACGGGGCCAGGUGAUUAAAGAUUUCUUUUCAGCAGUGUUUGAAGUGACAUUGAAAAUGAUAACGGCCAUAAUUUGGCUGACUGGAUUUGCCGUGGCUAGCAUUAUCGCUGGAAAAAUACUGAGCGUCGAGAACUUAGUUGAAGUUUUCUCUCAACUGACACUGUUCAUAGUUUGCGUAAUUGUCGGCUUAGCAUUUCAUCAGUUGGUAUUGUUGCCGUCUCUUUACUUCGCUUUCUUGAGAAAACAACCGUACACGUUUUUAGCUAAAUUAAUAGACCCGUGGAUCACAGCUUUCGCUGCAUCGUCGAGUGCUGUUACGCUACCAACCACACUGCAUUGCAUGAAUGUUAAAAUGAACGGCGACAGCCGCAUUUCGAAAUUUGUUCUCACACUUGGAGUUACUUUGAACACAAAUGGCACGGCAAUGUUUCUAGCAAUGUCGACAAUAUUCAUAUCACGGCUGGACGGAGCUAAUCUGACAUACAGUACGUUGUUCACCAUUUUAUUAAUGGCAACCAUAUCAUCGAUGUCAAUGCCAUCAGUACCAAGUGGAUCACUGGUUAUGCUAUUGGUUAUUCUGACGAGCAUCGAUGUCGAUGGACGCGAUAUAUCACUGUUGUUUGCGGUGGACUGGAUGCUUGAUAGAUGCAGAACCACAAGCAAUGUGAUCGGUGAUUGCUUUGCGGCUGCGGUCUUAGAAAAGCUUUCGAAAAAAGAUUUAAUUGAAAUGGAUUCAAUGGCGGGAGUGCAAGAGAAAUCACCAGAAAAUGAGAUUUUAAUUCAGUCUGUGUAACUGUGAGUGAAAUGCCAACAUGGUCAUGAAAUGUAGAAAUGGUAACACUGUACAUGAUCGAAUUU